Messenger RNA from Lagenorhynchus albirostris (white-beaked dolphin), 3269 nucleotides. RefSeq names its product NHS like 2 (gene NHSL2). Gene Ontology annotation, biological process: cell differentiation. The transcript is spliced from 6 exons. The record is from RefSeq and is a predicted model, not a curated record. The coding region runs from base 282 to 3269 and encodes 995 amino acids. Lineage: Eukaryota; Metazoa; Chordata; Mammalia; Artiodactyla; Delphinidae.
GAAACUCUUUGAAUCCUGCUUCGCUUUCCCUGGGCUGGGCAGCCUGGGAACAACUUUACGGGCAACAGAGCAUGUGACCGAUAGGGCCAAACUGACCCAGCCAGGGUGCUGGGAAACGGGGUUCAGGAAGAGUCCCUGGGUGUCCGCUGAGGAGCCUGGGGACGGGGUUCAGAACAGUGUGGAGCCCCUCGGCUCCCUGCCCUCAGUGUGGGCUCACCACACGCUUCUCCCUUGCAUGAGGAGUUGCUGGAUGUGGAGUCUUGGUCGUCCAUACCGCUAGGAUGGAGAGAGCCGAGGCUAUCACCCUCUUCUGGAGCCGGGGAGCUGCAGCUAACUCGGGUCGGGAAAAUGCGACAGCGACUGCCCACUCGAGGUCGUCAUGGCGACAGCCAGUGAACGUGUUCCUCUCCUCGGGCAGGCCCCCGAGUGUAGAGGAGCUGCUUCGCGAGGCGCAGCUCAAUCUCCAGAGCCUGUUGCAAGAAGAAUAUGAGGAACAGUACUCGGAGGCCAGACUUCUGGGGCAGACCUUCCGCUCUGCUGAUGAGGCCCCUGAGCCCACUCCCAGCCCAAGGCCCCAGUCUGCCAGGCGUCUGGAGUUUGUACUGAUGCCCACAAAAUGGCAGCUGAGCGAGGAUGAGACUACCAUGCAGGGUGUGAGGGCCCCUGAGGCCUCCCUGAGCCUGCCUACCACAGCCGACAAGCAAGCUGCCUGGAAUAGUCCCUUCCCUCUGCCCGUCCUAGAGGAGAAGCGAUGGCUUCAGCCUUGUCCCACGCACUCUGACAUCGUGCCCAUCAAUGUCUCCGGGCAGCAGUUUGAUAAACAUGCAAGUUUGCGACACUCGUUGUUUAACACAGAGACAGCCGUGAACCCCAAGUCCACCCUGAGGCGGAGGCGGACCAUUAUUGGAUUCUCUAACUAUUCCCAGCGAGACCAAGGUCACAGCAACAGCCCCACAGGCAGUGUGGCCUGCUCUACCACCUCAGACAUCAAGCCCAGCCAUUCAGUUCCGGGAGGUGUUCACGGAAGAGUUGCCAUCAGUCAGGAAGCUCAGUUACCAAAUCUCACCUCGCCAGUAUUGAGAAAUCCUUCUAGUGAUCCGGAAGAACCUCUCCAGGCACGUGGUGGCACAAAAGUCCCUGGCAUGGAGAGCAUGGGCAUGGUGUACAGUGUCCCCAGUUCUUGCAAUGGACCAACAGAAUCAACGUUCUCCCCUUCCUGGAAGGGAGAUGCUUUUACCUACGUGACUCCAAGUGCCACUGCUCAGAGCAGUCAAGACAAUGAAAAUGGAAAAAGUCCUUCCUCUGGGAAUUCUUGGAUCUCUCUGCACACAUUGCCACCUCUGGUUCCUAAGGAGGCUGCUACCUUCUUUGUCACUCGUGAUACCCCAGCAGGAUGCAGUGGGUCUGCUGGCUACUCUGAGCAUUCUACUCAACGAAGGCACGUAUCAGAACGACCCUCCAAGACUGGCCUCCUGACUGGUGAUACCUCAAGGCUGGAGACAGGCCCAGGUGGGGCCAGCAGGUUCCGGGAGCGGUCACUGUCUGUACCCACAGACACAGGCACCACGGAUGUGGACUAUGACGAGGAGCAGAAGGCCAGUGAAGCCUGUGCCCUGCCUUAUGCCAGUACAAGUUCUGAGGGCAGUAACAGUGCCGACAACAUUGCCUCCCUUAGCGCCCAACAGGAGGCCCAGCAAAGAAGGCAGAGGUCCAAGAGCAUCUCACUCAAGAAGGCCAAGAAGAAGCCUUCCCCACCGACUCGCAGUGUCUCACUGGUUAAAGAUGAACCAGUCCUCUUGCCAGACGGUGGGUCAGCACUACCCAAGGACCAGAGGCCCAGGAGCCUUUGCCUCUCCUUGGAACACCAAGGACAUCACUCAUCCCACCCAGAUACUCAGGGUCACCCAGCUGUGCCAACCUUCAAAGACCCAGAAGGUACACAAUUCGCCCACCACUGGUAUCUUACUGACUGGAAGUCUGGUGACACCUACCAAUCCUUGUCCAGCUCCAGCACUGCCACUGGCACCACAGUCAUUGAGUGCACCCAAGUUCAGGGCAGCUCAGAGUCUCUUACCUCCCCUUCCACCUCCAGAGCCACAACGCCUUCCCAGCUUUCCAUCGAGGUGGAGGCCAGGGAGGUAUCCUCCCCAGGAAGGCCCACUGGGCUGAUGUCACCCUCCAGUGGAUACUCCAGCCAGUCAGAGACACCAACACCCACUGUCUCCAUGUCCUUGACCCUGGGCCACUUGCCCCCUCCAAGUGGCAGUGUCCGGGUGCGUCCAGUGGUACCUGAGAGGAAGUCAUCACUACCCCCAACAUCACCAGUGGAGAAAAUGUCCAAGUCACGGCUAUCGUUUGACCUACCGUUGACCUCUUCAACCAACCUGGACCUGUCUGGGAUGAGUAUCUCCAUCCGAAGCAAAACCAAGGUGAGCCGGCAUCACUCGGAUACAAAUUUUGGGGCCAAGCUGGCCCAGAAAACUAGCCCCAACCAGCCAAUCAUGCCCAUGGUUACUCAGUCUGACUUACGUUCUGUUCGCCUGAGGUCAGUCAGCAAGUCUGAACCGGAAGAUGAUAUUGAGAGCCCUGACUAUGCUGAGGAGUCAGGAGCUGAGGUCUUCACCUUGCCAGAGAGAAAGGCAAAACCUCCCAUAGCCGAGAAGCCCCCACUGGCCCGAAGGCCUCCAAGCUUGGUCCACAAGCCACCGUCUGUCCCCGAGGAGUACCCACUAACUUCGCCUACCUUGGCUAUGACCCCCAAGACCUCAAUUCAACAUAUGAGGCCACUCCCUCAAGAUAUAUACACGGUGGUGCGGAAACCAAAGUCCUCCAGCUUCCCUGAGGGCAGAACCCUGGGGGAGUCAACAGCACCCUCAUCUCUUGUUUUCACGCCUUUUUCCAGUUCCUCUGGUGCUUUCUUCUCAGGAACACAGCAACCUCCCCAGGGAAGUACGGAGUAUGAGGGCCCCAAGGGGAGAGCCCUACCUGAAAGAAUUAGCCUCCAGAGCCAAGAAGAAGCUGAGAAAAAGAAAGGCAAGAUUCCACCUCCUGUACCAAAAAAGCCCAGCGUGCUGUACCUGCCUCUCACCUCACCUGCAACUCAAAUGGAGGCCUACACGGCUGAACCAAGGCUGCCUCUCAGCCCCAUCAUCACCCUGGAGGAAGAUGCCAAGUGUCUACCAACUAGCGACCACCUGCCAUCGGCGGGUACAAGGACAACCUCCACGCCACAGGCUGACAGUGAAAGGGAGGCAAGCCCUCUGGGUUAG